AUGGCGACCUCAACAGGGAUCGACCAGGACCAAGCCAGGCUGCGCAAAGCGCAGGGCAAUGGCAAACCAGGGGCGCACUCGGAUGGGAACGCAGCGACCGACAGCUUUCCACCCUUGCCCACAGUAGGCACUCGGACGGAUUACACACGCUGGAGGAUCAAGGACAAUGAUAGCUGCCACAGCUGGCACUAUCUAGAGGACGACAAGGAGGUCGAGGCGUGGCCACAGAGCUCCGCCGAAAAGUACUUUCUGGGCUUGCCCCUCGACUUGCCCGACCUUCCCAAGGCCGAAACGCCCAUAGAGGCCGCCCAGAAUGGACUGGCUUUCUACGGGGAGCUCCAGAUGCCCUCGGGCCACUGGGCCUGCGAGUACGGCGGUCCCAUGUUCCUGCUGCCAUGCGUUGUGUCGGCCUGGUACCUCACCAAGACACCGAUUCCCGACGCCUACGCAACCGAAAUCAAGAACUACCUGACGGCGCGAGCCGCCGAGAAUGGCGGUUGGGGCUUGCAUAUCGAGGGCGAGAGCACGGUCUUUGGGACGUCAUUGAACUACAUCGUCAUGCGCCUCAUCGGAGUCGAUCCCGAGGAGCCCGUCAUGGUCAAAGCGAGAGCUAGGCUUCACGAGCUGGGAGGCGCGGUUCAGGCGCCUCACUGGGCCAAGUUCUGGAUGGCCUGCCUGGGCAUUGUCGACUGGGAGAUUGUGAACCCAAUUCCUCCCGAGUUGUGGCUGUUGCCUGAUUGGACGCCUGUGGCGCCCUGGCGAUGGUGGAUUCAUAUCCGCAUGGUGUUCCUGCCCAUGAGCUACAUGUACUCAAAGAGGUGGAGCUGUGAGGAGACCGAUGUUAUUCGCGCCUUGAAAAAAGAGCUCUUUGUUACGCCGCACUCGGAGAUCGACUGGGCAGUGCACCGUAACAGCAUCCACCCGGGCGACAAUUACCAUCCCAAGUCAUGGGUGAUGAAUGUGCUCAACUGGCUCAUUGUCAACAUCUGGAACGUUUUCCUGCGAACGGAUUGGAUCAAGAACCGAGCCGAGCGAUGGGUCAGCGAACUGGUGGACAUGGAAGAUGCCAACACCGAUUUCGCCGAUCUUGCACCCGUCAGCGCCCCCAUGAACACUGUCUUGUGCUACAUCAGAGAUGGACCCAACUCGUAUUCGGUCAAGCGGCACAUUGAAAGGAUGGAAGAGUUUCUGUGGAUCAACAAGGAAGGAAUGCUCUCCAACGGCACCAAUGGUGUUCAGUGCUGGGACACCGCAUUUACCGUACAGGCCAUCUUUGCAACUGGCCUGCAGAAGCACGAGAAGUACCACCCUAUGCUGCUCAGGGCUUUGAACUACUUGGAGCGCCAGCAGAUCCGGGAGGACUGCAAAGACCAGGAGAGAUGUUAUCGACAGCCCCGCAAAGGCGGCUGGCCCUUUAGCAAUCGUGAUCAAGGCUAUCCGGUCAGCGACUGUAUUUCCGAAGCGCUCAAGGCCAUCAUCCUCCUCCAGCAAGUUGGCGAUUUCCCACGAGUUCUCAACGAUGACCGCAUCAAAGAUGCCAUUGACGUCCUGCUGCUCUACCAGAACGAUAAUGGCGGUGUCUCCUCGUAUGAGGCCCGUCGUGGGAGUGAGGCUCUUGAGAUUUUCAAUGUCGCCGAAGUCUUUGGUCGAAUCAUGAUUGAGUACGACUAUCCCGAAUGCACCACAGCCUGUGUCACCGCCUUGUCGCUCUUCCAUGAGCACUGGCCCGAGUAUCGCGCCAAGGAGAUCAAGACGUUUAUCCAGAGAGCGACGAACUGGAUCAAGACAAAUCAGCGCGCCGACGGCAGUUGGUACGGCAACUGGGGGAUCUGUUUCACCUAUGCUACUAUGUUUGCCCUCGAGAGCAUGGCCCAUAUCGGCGAGACAUUCGAGACCAGCGAAGUUUCACGGAGAGGAUGCGUCUUUCUCCUCGAGCACCAGCGCGUGGACGGCGGCUGGUCAGAGAGCUACAAGGCAUGCGAGACGACGAAAUACCACGAGCAUCCUAGUGGCUCUCUGGUGGUCCAGACGGCGUGGGCGGUGAUCGGACUCAUGGAGGCUGACUGCCCCUUGCAGGCACCGAUCCGUGCUGGCAUCCAAUUUAUCAUGAGCCGCCAGCAGCCCAACGGUGAAUGGCUCCAGGAGGCGAUCGAGGGUGUCUUCAACAGAUCCUGCAUGAUCUCAUACCCUAACUACAAGUUCCACUUCCCAAUCAAGGCGUUGGGCAUGUAUGCCCAGAAGUACCCUGAUGACAAGCUGUAG
Molecule: messenger RNA, 2262 nt
Organism: Emericellopsis cladophorae
Lineage: Eukaryota; Fungi; Ascomycota; Sordariomycetes; Hypocreales; Bionectriaceae
Product: lanosterol synthase
Exons: 3
Coding region: 1-2262 (753 amino acids)
Biological process (GO): triterpenoid biosynthetic process; ergosterol biosynthetic process
Cellular component (GO): lipid droplet
Molecular function (GO): lanosterol synthase activity
Source: RefSeq, a predicted model, not a curated record